Molecule: messenger RNA, 5725 nt
Organism: Oncorhynchus mykiss (rainbow trout)
Lineage: Eukaryota; Metazoa; Chordata; Actinopteri; Salmoniformes; Salmonidae
Source: RefSeq, a predicted model, not a curated record
AAAACGCUGACGUCAUUUUCAGUUUAUAACCUGUGGUAAAAUGUGUAUGAACCAGUACUCUCUUGAAUUAAACGCUGUUACCUAACUUUUAAGACCGGGGCUCUGUCCAUUCUUAGAAAAUAUAGGGUCGUACAAACCCUUUGAAUGCAUUGACAGAGUGUUUAAUUUUGAUUGGAAAUUAAAACAGAGGAAUUUAGAAUUCCUUCAACAGUUGUUCCUAAGUUGAGAGGGGAUUUUAUUAGAGGAGGAGUACUUGGAAGACCAGCAUGAAUGGGUGGCAGACGAGGGUGGCAAGGUUGAGAUCAGACAAGGAAGACCCUCAUUGGGGAAGAGGUCAGUGAUUGAAGUGGAGGGGGUGCCAAGAGAGUUCAGGCUCUGAACCAAAUAAUAGCCAGUAUAGUAAACUGCAUACAAUAUACAUUGAGGUACAAUCUGAUUGACAGCAUGGCCAAUGUCUUCAAACUUUUCUAGCCCACCUCAUGGGUCUCCCAGUCACCGCUGGCUGUAACACAGCCUAGGAUCAAAUCCGGGGCUGAAGUGAAUUUGCAAUUUCCAACUUGUUGUGUAAUGUUUAUGGUCGAUAAGCACCGAUAAGUUUUAUCUAUAAUCUCUUUAUAUGACAAGGGUUGAAAAGAAUUUGCCAGUAGAUUGCUGACUUCAUGCACGAUGAUGAUUGCUUGUCUAGCUUACUAGCUAAGAUUUUUAAAGUAAAAUGUUGACAUGAUCAGUCCAAUCAAAGCGACGGUAGAUAUUUUAUCUGUGGCCAAUGAUGGGCACUUGUAAUAUAAGUCUAUGGCAUGAAUUUUCAAGCUCUACCCAUAGAUUUUGCGGCGAUGUAGUGUCCCCAUGAGUGACAGAACACUGAGCCAACAAGAGAAUAUUACCAACACCUACAUUCCGUAUUUUAUGUUUGUAUGUGGCUUUAACUAAAUGAUCAUUUUUUAAAUAUAUAUUUUUUACAUUGUUUGCAAACUGAUAUGUGACAUGUAUUAAUGCCAAAAUAACAUGCAAAACAGGUGGGGCUCAAAACUUGGGAGGCUCUGCCCCACCUGCCCUGAAUGACGCAUUGCCACUGCUAAUAUAUGGUGGUGAAGUUCUCUGCUCAGCUGACAGAAACAGGAGAUACAGGAGUCCAUUCUGUUCCAAGAAGGGUACCUUGGCUCUCCUCUAUGUACAGCACUCUGGGGACUUUCUGCAGUUGUUCUCAGGAGAACAGCGAGGCAGAGGACACCAAGUUUGGACCAAUUAUGUUAACGUCCCACUUUAAGAACCUGGAGAUCUUCACUGGUUCUGAGGGAGGUGACUUGGCCACAAACUGUACCUGGGACACCUUCCAUCGCUACCACUGUCUGAAAAACAGCCACAGGGUGGUCAAGACAUCUGCUGCAACUUCAUCUUUAGUGUGUCAGCUCUGCUGCACCUGGGAGCUACAGAGUCAAGCGAGCAUGAGGACAAGAGCACGGAUGUGUCUGAGGAGGUGUCUAUGAUGGAUGUCCUCACCCUUCCCCCUCCCUUCACUGAGCCCCCCACAGAGGGUGAGGAGUCCCCCGAGCGGGAACCCCCCAAAUCGCCCCCCAAACUCCCCAAAGGAGAUGAGGAGGAACUGGGACCCCUACCCGACAACUGGGAGAUGGCCUACACUGAGAAAGAAGAGGUCUACUUCAUAGAUCACAACACUAAAACCACAUCAUGGCUGGAUCCUCGGCUGGCAAAGAAGGCCAAACCACCUGAGGAGUGCAAAGAGGACGAACUGCCGUAUGGCUGGGAGAAGAUCGAUGACCCUAUCUAUGGCAGUUACUACGUAGACCACAUCAACAGAAGGACUCAGUUUGAGAACCCUGUCCUGGAGGCCAAGAGACGACUGGAGCAGCAGAUGCAGAACCAGGGACUGUCAGCUCUGCCUUUACCUACUAUAUACAGAGAGAAGCCCCCAUUCACGAGGGACCCCACCCAGCUGAAGGGCUCCUUUCUGUCCACGGCUCUCCAGAAGAGCAACAUGGGCUUUGGCUUCACAAUCAUUGGAGGGGAUGAACCGGAUGAGUUCCUGCAGGUCAAGAGUAUCAUACCCGAGGGCCCUGCUGCACAGAACCAGAAGAUGGACACAGGUGAUGUCAUCGUCUACAUCAAUGACAUCUGCUGCCUGGGCACCACUCACGCCGAUGUGGUCAAACUCUUCCAAUCUGUUCUCAUUGGACAAAGCAUCACCCUGGUCCUCUGCCGGGGCUACCCCCUGCCUUUUGACCCCGAGGACCCCAGCGGGGCAUCCGCCGGAAACUCCCUGACCCCCAUUGGCAUGGAACACCACCCCAUGGUGGUGAACGGGCGUAGCAGCUACAACCAUUACCUGGAGUACCUCUCCCUGAGCUCUCAGCUCCCUUCGCAGGCUCUAGCCCAGCCUGGGGCACCCCACCCUGGGGACACCCACCUGGAUGGGUCCUCAUUACCGCUCACCAACCCCGGGUCCGCUCCGACCGUGACGCCGCGCGACGACAAUGUCUCCAUGGUGUCGUCAGGGGCGACGGGGAUCACCGGGGGCGUGAUCCAGGGGGCGGAGCUGCUGACGGUGACUAUGGUGAAGAGGGCAGAGGGGUUCGGGUUCACCAUCGCCGACAGCCCCACGGGGCAGCGGGUCAAACAGGUGUUGGAGCCGGUUGUGCAGGACGGAGUGAGUCUGAAUGAAGGAGACCUGAUCCUGGAGGUGAACCAGCAGGGUGUGGUGGGGGCAAGACACGGCCGUGUGGUGGAGCUGCUCAAAGAGUGUCCUGUCGGAGCCGAGGCCACGCUACUCAUACAGAGAGGAGGAGGGGAAGGUCACCUCUCUCCAUGGAAGACCUCCAAACAGAUACCAGAGCAGUGGGACCCCCAUGGAAGUCCCCAGACUUGCUUGUCAGCCCCAGUGCUUCCCACGGGCACACCCUUCUCUACCCAGCCACAGCAUCACAUCUCAGUCCCCGACUCCACGGAGGGCUUCGACCUCAACAAACCCGACCCAUAUGACCUCUAUGAGAAGUCCAGGGCCAUCUACGAGAGUAGACGUCCAGAGUACCAGGAGGUGGAAGUUCACCUGUUGAGGGAGAAGACUGGGUUUGGCUUCCGCAUCCUGGGGGGAGACGAGGCCGUGCAGGCUGUGAGUCCGGACGCCCGCGACAAGAUUGUGAUUGGGGCGAUCAUAGAGAACACUCCUGCAGAGCGCGAUGGACGUCUUCGACCUGGGGACGAGCUCAUCUCCGUGGAUAAAAUGGUGGUUGCUGGGAAACCACACAGAUACGUGAUCGACCUGAUGCACGCCGCUGCACACAAUGGUCAGGUCAGCCUGAAGGUCCGGAGGAGAGUCCACUUCUUCAGUGAGGUGUUAGGGGUGAACGGCCGUAGCCCUGGCUACGUGUCCACGCAGCACAAUUCCCCGCUCAGCGACGUCGCCUCAGCUUCCUGUCCCGUAACCCCCGGCAAUGUCCCGCCACCAUGCACCACCUCCCCUCUGGAGGGCACCGUCCCCCUGCAUACUAGUGAUGUCAUCAUCCACCGCAAAGAGAACGAGGGCUUCGGCUUUGUCAUCAUCAGCUCGCUGAACCGACCGGAGAACACAGCUGUCAUCACUGUGCCCCACAAGAUUGGGCGUAUCAUUGAGGGCAGCCCAGCGGAUCGCUUUGGCUGCCUGAAGGUUGGCGACCGGAUCCUGGCCGUCAACGGGCAGUCCAUCAUCAGCAUGCCCCACGCCGACAUCGUCAAGCUCAUCAAAGACGCCGGACUCAUCGUCACCCUGCACAUCAUACCGGAGGAAGAUCCCCACUCGAGGCCCAGCUCAGAUAAGCAGAGCCCCAUGACCCAGAAACACAGCCCCCAGGCCCAGCCAAGCCCCAUAGUCAACCAGCCCAGCCAAGGAGCAUCCCAGCCGGGUCAUGCACCAGCCCAGCUGGGACAAACAACCACCACCCAGGAAGGCCCAGCACCACCAGCUCUGCCCGGCCAAACACCAGACCAGCCAGGCCAAGAACCAGCAGCAGCCACACAGCCUACCCCAGGAGCGGACGCCCAGCCCAGCCCGGCAGGCACCCAGCAGAGCCCGGUCGCCCAGCCACCCGGCCACCCUCCCCCGCUCUACCUCCACGACGGCAGGUCAGAGGUGAAAGCCAGGCAGGACGUGAAACCGGAUAUCCGCCAGCCUCCGUUCACCGACUACCGGCAGCCCCCUGUCGACUACCGGCAUCCUCCGGUGGCUGAUUACCGGCAGCCGCCCACACUGGAUUAUCGUCACCCUCCUCCCCUCAUCGACUACAGACAACACUCGACAACACUCGCUGCACAGUUCCCUCUUGCACAGUUUCCACCUGACUUCAGACCACAGAACUUUGACUACUUCACGGUAGAGCUGGAGAAGAGUGUGAAGGGUUUUGGCUUCAGUAUUCGUGGGGGACGGGAGUACAAGAUGGAUCUGUUUGUUUUGCGGCUUGCAGAGGAUGGGCCAGCCAUCCACAAUGGCAGAAUGAGGGUGGGGGAUCAAAUCAUUGAGAUAAAUGGUGACAGUACCCGGGACAUGACUCAUGCCCGGGCCAUUGAGUUGAUCAAGGCGGGGUGCAGGCGGGUGAGACUGUUGCUAAAGAGAGGCACGGGACAAGUGCCUGAGUAUGGUGGGUCUCCCCCCAAAUAAACCCCCAUCUUAAUUUUUUUCUCUCUCUUUCCCUCUCUCGCUUUAUAAUUUUUCUCUCUCUAUAGAGAGAGAAUAUAUCUUUGUGCAUAUAUCUUUCUUUCUCAAUCUCUUUUUGGUUGACAAUCUCUCUCUUGUGCUAGUCUAAAAAAAAUGUCUCUCUUGUUUCCCAUCAUCGCUCACUCUCUCUAUCUCCUCUCUCUCUCUCUCUCUCUCUCACUCUCUCUCUCUCUCUCUCUGUCUCUGUCUCUGUCUCUCUCUGUCGCUAUCUCUGUCUGUGUUUCAAUAAAAUUCAAGUGCUUUAUUGGCAUGGGAAACAUAUGUUCACAUUGCCAAACCAAGUGAAAUAGAUAAUAAACAAAAGUGAAAUAUACAUUAAAUAAUGAACAGUAAACAUUACACUCACAAAAGUUCCAAAAGAAUAGAGACAUUUCAAAUGUGAUAUUAUGGCUAAAUACAGUGUGGUAACGAUGUGCAAAUAGUUAAAGUAAAAAAGGGAAAAUAAAUAAACAUAAAUAUGGGUUGUAUUUACAAUCGUGUUUGUUCUUCACUGGUUUCUGCUCUGGCACACUGUGGUAUUUCACCCAUAGGGAGUUUAACAGAAUUGGAUUUGUUUUUGAAUUCUUUGAGUCUGUGCAAUCUGAGGGAAAUAUGUGUCCUACCGGCUCGAUUCUGUCUGAUGUAGCAAAAUUUGAAAUUGUGUUUUUACAUUGCAUAAAAGUAGAGACUCAGAGAUAGAAAAUGGUAUAUCAUACACUACAGAUGAGAAACAAUGGGAAGGUAAUUCUGCUUUGGAAGUUGAUAAACUUGUAACCUCACUUUUGGGAAGAUGGCCUUGAAUGUUUUGGUACACCUACUGGAGAGCUCUUCUUUGUCUACACCCAUUCAGUAUCGUUCACACUCUCUUAAGAAUUACCUCAAGAAUUGCCUUAGGCGAAAGGCUCGGCACACGCAUACUCAAGCAGACUAGCUAUCAUUCAGCCAAAUGAGAAAUAAGUGCACUCAGGCUAUCCGGAAGAACAAAGUUAGUUUCUUUAAAGAGCUGGUCUCUCUCUGUGGGUCUAACCCCAAGAAGUUCUG